AUGGGCCGGAAAAAGAAGAACUCCGGGCAGGCGAGUAGCUCGUCGACUCCGGGAACUUCGGAGAAGGUUGAUAAUGUACCAAAUACAAAAGUUUUAGAAGAUACAGAGGAGGAAAUCAAUGAAACAGUAACUCAUGAGAUGCAACCAGAAGUAAUGGAGAAAUCUCUUGUAGAUGAUGCUCAGCAACGAUGGAAAACCUUUACAUCUCAGGCUCGUAUCUCUGAAAAAGGUAUGGGAUUAAAAUUUGUAGCUCUGAUGGUUGUGAAUGGAGAUUUUAUUGCUAAACUUGAUAAGCAUGAUGUUGAUACUCAAACGAAAAACUGGGAAGAUGCAUUAGUGGUAUAUGUUGUUGGUCAAAACCCUACCCUCACUUCUGUUACUCAGUAUGUGAAUGUUUAUUGGCAUUUAAAAUAUGAACCUGCAAUUUUCAAACAUGAAGAAGGUUUCUUCAUUGUUAAGUUAAAUGGUAAGGAAGACAGAGAUAGAAUAUUACUCACUGGACCACAUUUGUUUUAUGGAAAGGCUAUGAUAGUGAAGAAAUGGUGUGCUACUUUUAAUUUUCAUGAGGAAAUAUUGAAGGUGGUGCCAGUUUGGGUGAAAUUUCCUAAUCUUCCUUUAAGCUGCUGGGGAGGGGACUCUCUUAGUAGCAUAGGAAGUAUUAAAGGAGUUCCUCUCUUUGCUGAUGAAUGUACUAGCAAAGGUCUGCGAAUCUCUUUUGCAAGAGUCUUGGUGGAGAUUGAUGUAACUCAAAAACUUCAGGAGGAAGUGAGAGUAGAGGAUCCUAAUGGAAAAUGCUUUUGUCAGAAGGUUGUUUAUGAAUGCCUUCCCCCUUUUUGCAAGAAAUGCAGUAAGGUUGGUCACAAUUGUGAGGCUUACACUGAAAAUAGAGCAAAGGCUAAGGUCACUCAGAAAUGGGUGCCUAAGAAAGUUAAUGCUCCAAUCAGUAGCAAUGUGGAGGUUUCUAAUCCUAUAGAGGCUCAUUUACAACCAAUUUUAGAAAAUGGGGCAUCAGCUGUGGUUAUUACUCCAGUGGCUACUCCUGUGAAUGUGGCUACCCCUGUGAAUGUGGCUGCUACAAAAGAGGAUGAAGGAGCAUGGAAGGUUGUCACAAGGAAAACAAAGGAUAAAGGCAAAGGGAUACAGAGUGGAGUGCAGCUUCAAUUUGGCUCAGGCUUACCUGGGGGUGCUAGGGGACCAAACCCCUAUUUAUCCUAA
This is a messenger RNA of Beta vulgaris subsp. vulgaris (sugar beet), 1215 nucleotides long. RefSeq lists its product as uncharacterized. Lineage: Eukaryota; Viridiplantae; Streptophyta; Magnoliopsida; Caryophyllales; Amaranthaceae. The transcript has a single exon. Bases 1 to 1215 code for a protein of 404 amino acids. The record is from RefSeq and is a predicted model, not a curated record.